Molecule: messenger RNA, 198 nt
Organism: Eurypyga helias (sunbittern)
Lineage: Eukaryota; Metazoa; Chordata; Aves; Eurypygiformes; Eurypygidae
Gene: RPS12
Product: ribosomal protein S12
Exons: 2
Biological process (GO): translation
Cellular component (GO): cytosolic small ribosomal subunit; ribosome
Molecular function (GO): structural constituent of ribosome
Source: RefSeq, a predicted model, not a curated record
UUUACGCAGGUUGAUGACAACAAGAAGCUGGGGGAAUGGGUUGGUCUCUGCAAGAUCGACAGGGAAGGAAAACCCCGCAAAGUAGUGGGCUGCAGUUGCGUGGUUGUCAAAGACUAUGGCAAAGAAUCUCAGGCCAAAGAUGUCAUCGAAGAGUACUUCAAGUGCAAGAAAUGAACGGAAAAUAAAUUUUGAACCUGA